This is a messenger RNA of Ipomoea triloba (trilobed morning glory), 1222 nucleotides long. Its product is annotated as cytochrome b-c1 complex subunit Rieske-4, mitochondrial-like. Gene Ontology annotation, molecular function: quinol-cytochrome-c reductase activity; 2 iron, 2 sulfur cluster binding. The record is from RefSeq and is a predicted model, not a curated record. The transcript is spliced from 2 exons. Gene Ontology annotation, biological process: mitochondrial electron transport, ubiquinol to cytochrome c. Gene Ontology annotation, cellular component: membrane. Lineage: Eukaryota; Viridiplantae; Streptophyta; Magnoliopsida; Solanales; Convolvulaceae. Bases 126 to 947 code for a protein of 273 amino acids.
UAAUCAUAGCCAGGUAUCUGAGCAUCUGCGAGUCGAGAUUCGACAAGACCGUGAAACCCUAACCAAGACAGUUCGAAGAUACAAAUCGAAGGAAGCUCGGCGGGGAUCAGCUCAAGACGAUAAGGAUGUUGAGAAUAGCGAGCCGGAGGUUGUCGGGUCUGUCAUCAUGGUCUUGGAUGUCAGCUGCUCAGACCUCCCCGUCCGUCGUGUCCAGAAACCCUCUCGCCGUUUCCGGUGAUUCGUCCGAUGGAACUUUCACCCGAUCGGUUUCUCCUUCGCUCGGUUUCAUGUAUCUGGAUCAAAUGAGAGGGUUUUCAUCUGGUCCUUUGGCCCCUGCAAAAGAGAGUUCUUCAGAUCUUCCACCAACAGUGGCUGCAAUCAAGAAUCCGAGCUCAAAAAUUGUCUAUGAUGAGCACAACCAUGAGCGCUAUCCACCUGGUGACCCCAGCAAGCGUGCAUUUGCUUACUUUGUUCUGACUGGAGGCAGGUUCGUGUACGCCUCAUUGGUCCGCCUCUUGAUACUCAAAUUUGUUUUGAGCAUGUCUGCCAGUAAGGAUGUCCUUGCCCUGGCCUCCAUUGAGGUUGAUUUGUCAAGUAUUGAACCUGGGACGACUGUUACAGUCAAGUGGCGUGGGAAGCCCGUGUUCAUUAGGCGUCGAACUGACGAGGACAUCAAAACUGCUAACAGUGUUGAUGUUGGCUCGCUUCGUGACCCACAGCAAGAUGAAGAGAGAGUUAAGAACCCUGAAUGGCUUAUUGUUAUCGGAGUCUGCACACAUCUAGGAUGCAUUCCCCUACCAAAUGCCGGAGACUUUGGUGGCUGGUUUUGCCCAUGCCACGGCUCUCACUACGACAUCUCUGGUAGGAUUCGCAAGGGACCUGCACCAUACAAUCUGGAGGUGCCUACUUACACUUUCUUGGAGGAGAACAAGCUUCUUAUUGGUUGAAAAGUUAGGGCAAACUUUGUACCCCCACACAGCAGUGAAAGCUGCUGGACCUUAGAUUUGAUUUUGACGAAGACUUCCUUUGAAUUUCUUGUUUCUUGGCCUACAGAGUUCAGUACCCGUGGAUUUGUAUUUAUACAUCAGUCAUGAACAGUGCAUGCUGUUUUGAAUAAUGCAGCUGGCCAAUUUUUAAAUUCUUUCUCAGAUUUUGGAACCAUGUUUGUAAUAAUUUUUAAACUUUCUAUAACAAUGAAUUAUAUAACUUUCCUGUACUGCAA